AUGGAAGCAAUUAACAAGGAAAUAACAGUUCAUCAUCUUCCAGACGAAAUAGUUGCAAAAAUCCUAAGCUUUCUAAAUGUUAAGUCAUUAAAAGCUGCUGCACUUACAUGCAAAAAAUGGAAUGAAAUAUCCUCCAGAAUGGAUUGGAAAUUGAUCUUGAAAUUUGGAAGCAAAAAAGAAAUUGAAGAGCCAUGGGUUGAUGUCAUCUUUAAAAGUAACAGAAAUUUCAAGUCAAUUCGGUGUGUUAACUACAUUGAGAUGAGAAACAUUCGAUUAAUGAAAAUUUUUGAAAAACAUGGAGGCAGAAUUCAGAAAUUAGUUAUGGAUAGUGGAGAAUUCCGCAAUUUCAUUAUAUUUUGUGAUAUAUUGAGUUUCAUGCCGAAUUUGAAAGAAGUCAGCAUAAUGAAUUCAAAUACUCGAGGUAGAUUCGCAAACAAUUUCUUCGAAGAUCAUUUGCCUCAUCUUCAAAAAUUAGGAAGACUAAAGUUAGUUCGAAGUGAUUUUGAAUUGAUGAAGUAUUUUAAAAAGACCCAAAUCAAUUCAUUUGAAAUAUGUCCUAAGAAUCACAGCAAGGAGCAUGAUGUGCAGAUAUUUUUGGACUUUCUGACCAAUCAAAAUAAUUUAAAAUGUCUUAUGUUACAAUAUUCUGGACAUUUCCUUGUUGAACUCUUCAGAAUUCCUAUUGCUACUGUAAACAUUCCCUUUAAAUUGAAGGAACUUUACUUGUCUCCUUAUUACAAUUAUGAAACGCUCGAUCACUCUAACUUCAUGAAUUUUCUGGAAUUCCAUUCGGAUACAGUUGAAAAGUUGGAAAUUGGUUACUCAUUGCCCGAUUUCGUCUUUGAAUUUAUUUUUGCAAAAUCUAGACGACUUACUUCAUUGACAUUCUUUAGUGGAGAAUUUCCCAAUGACCUGUCUCUAUAUGAGCGACUUGAAGUCAAUCCAAAUAUUAAAAUACUAGAUGUUUCUAACGUUAUAGACACAAGCGAAGAUGCUUUAAAAGAAUUUUUUAAGCACGUUCCUAAUGUUGAAAUGUUGAGAGCAGGUUAUCCUACCGAUUUGCAUAUAGUUUCAAAUGUGUUAACACGUUUGACACAUUUAGAACUUUGUGAAUAUUCUCCUAAUGUAAACCAGAUAAAAUCGCAAAGCCUACAAUCAAUUACCAUAGGUGGUUUGGAUGUUAUCCCUGACUGGAAAGAAUUUGCAGCCGACAAUCCGAAUUUGUUGACAAGCAUGAAACUGCAUCAUUUGGAUCUACCAGUGAUCAGAGUUGAUGCCAAAGUCUGCAAAGCUUUACGCGAGAACACUAAACAUAUGAAAUCGUUGCGCAUCAAUAAAGAAAGUUUUGCAAAUUGUCAAGAAAGUUUUACCGAUAUGCAUAAUUUUCAAGUGAAGAAAUGUGCUAUGAAACUUGAAAUUACAAUAUCUAACUAA
Messenger RNA from Clunio marinus, 1434 nucleotides. The record is from the annotation of a GenBank genome assembly. NCBI's taxonomy places the organism in Eukaryota, Metazoa, Arthropoda, Insecta, Diptera, Chironomidae.